UUUCCUCGCAGUAUCAAAUAAAUACAAAGAUAAACGGAAAACAGCUGAUUAAUUUAAAAUGAUCUGAAUGUAAACACAGGAAAUAAGGGGUAUCGUAAACACCUUAAUAAACUAACUAAAUACUUAAAUUGCUCAAUUUAAAAUUCCCCAUUCCACUAGUGCUCUUAAUAGCUUGAAAAGCAAGUGAAAAAAUAUAAACAAGAGUGCUAAUUAAAAUAAAUAUAAAAAACAAAGAAAACCCAAAGGAAAGUUGGGAAAAGUGCCUGAAACCAAAUGUGUUUUCCCUAAAGUUAAGUCCCUUUAAUUCCCUAAUUCGGCUUUAAUUCCGGUAAAGCCCUUCUUCCACCUGUUCCCACCUCCAUUCUACACAAUAAUUCCCCAACAAAAACAAGCACAUGAGUUGGAUUAAUAGGAGUCAACUGGAAUAGGCCGAAGCACCCCGGAGCACAGUUGCAAAUAUUAUGGAAAAGGCGAAGGCGUAUAUCAAGAAUGAACUCCGCGGUGGCAGCCAGCAAUCCGAGCCAGCAACCACGCCGAAUCCGACCUCGCCGGCCUCGGCUGGAGCGCUCCAAGCGACCAAGCAGCCUUAUCCGCCCGUGGAGCUGAUGCCCUCGCCCGGAGCAGCGGCUCAUCGGAGCAGCCGGACGCCCAGCGAGCAGUACCACUUGGCGGGCUAUCAGCCACAUCCCGCCCAGCACUACUAUCCGGGGGGCAAGUCGACGGGGAGGGCGUCGGCUCCUCCCGAUCAUCACCAUGUGCCCAUGACCAUUUGCUUUGUGUGUGGCGGACAUGGUGGCUACGAGCCGCAUCCCCUAAGGAUCCGCCACAAUGCCGAGCGUCCUGCCGAAUCAUACUUCCCCUUCCUGGAGCGUCAUGAACCGCCGAACGGAUUGCCUGCGGUGUCGCCUGGCCAGGAUUACGUGUGGGCCUGCAUGCUCUGCUUUCGAUCCCUGAACGAGCAGUGGGAUGCCUACGAGCGACAGAAGAAGCCCCUGCUGCAGCGCAUCUACCACAUGAAGCGGGUGGACGGAAAGGGCUACAUAGGCGCCGAUGUGGCCACCCAAAGCGAGUAUGCCGCCCAGGUGUUGGGCCUGAGUGCCGAGCAUCUCACCCAGAACGGCCUGGUGGAGGGCCAUGGCGAUCCCUACGCCUUGGCACGCCACUACUCGCCGCAUCAGCAGUCACACCACCACCACAGUACCUCAAGGAAUGCCUCGCCCUCGCCGAACCCCAGUGCCGCCGCUGGCGGUGGUGGGGAUUUCUAUCCCAGGAACUCGACGCCGUCGAGCAACCACAACAGAUACCUGAGCAGGCCGCAGUCGCGGGACAUGCCCGUGGCCUCGCCCACAUCACGACCGCCCAGCGAACCGCCGGCCAUGAAAUCCGCCGGCUAUGCCCAGCAGAAGUUCAAGCUGAGCCCGGCAGCACCUCCACCUGGCUACCAGGGCCAGGCGCCCUACCAUCCCGCCCAGUAUCAGCAGCUGCAGCAGCAGACGGCCGCCUAUCAUCUGCUGCAGCAGCAGGUGAACGCUGGCGGAGGAGCACCGGAGUCGGCCCACUACAAGGGCAAUCCCUACAGUGCGGUGCCCUCGCCGGGAAGUGCGCCACUGGGACCUCCGGCGCCGUCCACUUUCGAAGAUGACAAUGCCACCGUGCUGGAUUUGCGGAACUCCUCGUGUUCCAGUGCCCCACCGGCACCUCGGCAACAUGGGGCAAGCAGUGCGUCUGUGGCGCCACCCAGUCAACCGCAGUCGGAGGUGGGAAUCCUGGACCUCUCCAUGCCGGACAAGAACUCCAUCACCGAGGUGUGCUACGUGUGUGGUGAUGAGCAGCGAAGGGGCAGCCUCAUAGAGCUGAGUACAGUGAAGCCUAGGGAAACGGGCAGACCGGGACAGCCUGUGGCCUAUUUCCCCCUGUUCAACGAGCAGCAUCCUCGACCGGCACGCUCCCGACCGAAGGAUCCGCGCGGAAUGAUCCAGGCGUGUCUGCCCUGCUACGAGGACCUCAUGCAGCAAUGGAACGCCCACCAGGCAACCCAUAAACCAGAAUUGGAGCGAUCCUAUCAGCUGCGAAAACGCUCGACGCCCGUGGCCGAAAGAACCACUUUCGUUUGCUACACCUGUGGAACGGAUACGCCCUCUUCGCAACUGCGCCUUGUCUACUGCUGUCCAAAUGCCGAAAGGGAACCCUAUUAUCCGUUCAUCAAGACCAUGAAAGUCUACAAAAACGCUAGUCCAAUUAGUCCGCAAGGCAUGGUUCAGGUCUGUUCCACGUGCAAUGAGAAGCACACCGGCUUGGCGGAGGGUGGUCCACCUCCAGCCGCAUCCAGCACCCACUCCGCUGUGGGUGGAGCUUCUCCAAGUGCGGGACACUCGCUGGAAUCGAACUCGGCCAUGUACAGUGCCGGCGGAGCGAUAGCCGGAAACAGUGGGGUCCAGUUUGGGGGUCGUAACUCUCCAUCGGAGAAGUCCCUGGCCAAUUCGGACUCUACGAGUAAUGUGCGGUUUAGGCCCUACGAGACGAACUCGAACAAUUCCAACUCAAACACGGCACGCGACCUCAAACAAAUUCGUCGCAGCGAUUCGCGCCCAAAUUCGCCGAGUUCCAGCCAAGGAGCCAUCGAGAAUGGGCACGGGCAGUAUCCUUGCUCCAUUUGCAAAGUGCUCUGCCCGUCGAACAAAAUGGAUUGGCUGUCCACAAGUGCCGAGCACAUGAACUCCCAUGCCAUGCACUUCCCCUGUCUCAAGGCCAAUGCUGUUACCAGUAAUAAUAACAAUAACAAUAAUACCAAUAACAACAAUAAUAAUAACAACAACGAGCUAAACAGCAAUCGCGUGCUGGCCUGCAAGGACUGCAAGGAUUACUUGGCCAGCCAGUGGGAGUCCAUGGAUGCGGAACGGGUUCCCCUCGAGCACAGAAGAUACAACAUUCCCUCGCCCAUGCUGACCUCCAGCUCACCAAACGGAUCUCGGCACGGCGCCAUGAGCAUAAACACUCCGCCCUCCACGCCAUCCAUAUCAUCCUCGACGCCUGCCAGCACAUCCAUCUACUGCUAUCUCUGUGGCCUGCACUCGGACCUAACGUUAGCCAGAGUUCUCUAUGCCAGCAAAGAGGGUUCGCGUCCUUAUUUUCCAUUGUUGCUGAAACACAAUUCACUCCCCAAUGCUGAGCAGUUAAGGAAUAACUCGGCCCUGGUUUGCACCUUUUGUUAUCAUUCCAUGUUGAAUCAGUGGCGCAAAUAUGAGGCACAAAGUCCCAGCGUGAAUCCAGCGGAUCGUAAAUAUAAUUGGCACGACUACAACUGUCACCUGUGCGGCAUUACGACUUACCGGAAGAGAGUACGGGCGCUGCCCGUCAACGAGUUUCCCUUUGUGAAGCACCAGAAAAGUGACGAUGGCCUACUGCUAGAGAACGGAGAAUACGCGGUCGUCUGUCUGGACUGCUACGAGAGUUUAAGACAACAAGCCUCGCAGCACGAUCGCUUUGGGGUGCCCAUUUCCAGGCGGGCCUACAACUGGGUGCCCCAACCGCCUCCGCCGGAGGACAGUCCCGAGUCCGCUGUGGCCCGUUUGCCCUGCGGCGAGCGCUCCGAUCGCAUUCUCAUCAGCAGUGCCUUGAGACCCGUGCCAGGGAAGAAGACCUCGUCGCCGAAGCAGUACGACAAGUCGAAAGAAGUGCCGCCGAAGGCUGGACAAAAGCGGCCGGCCACCAGCCCCGCACCGCACAUUCCCGUGCCGCACCACCUGCAGACACCUCCUGGCGGCGGCGGUGGUGGCUUACCCGGAUCUUCGGUGGCCAACAGCCCGGUGCCAUCGUCUGCCGGUGGAAAUGCCCUGCUGAACCACGCCCUGCCCAGCAACCACAUUGGCACUCCGUCGCCGCAGCAACAUCAACAGCACCAGCAACACCAACAGCAGCAGCAGCAACAGCAGCAGCAACAGCAACAACAUCAGGCCCAACAGCAGGCGGUGGCGGCUGCAGUGCAGCAACAGCUGGCGGCAGGAGUGGGUCUACCACCAGGAGCCAUUGGUGCCGCAUCGGCCAGUAGUCGAGGCUCCUUUGCCGCCGCCCUGCGAACGCUGGCCAAGCAGGCGGACAUCAAGGAGGAGGAUGUGGGCGGAGACAGGAAUGUGCCCUCUUCGGGACCCGGAGGACCGCCCACGUCGUCCUCGGGCCAGGGACCUCUGAACUCGGGCGGAGGACGUGUGGGAUCCGAGCGACCUGGCGAGGAUCGGGUGGCGAGCAACAAGAAGCGUUCACCGCCCUCACCGCAGCCGCCGGAGAAGAUCGCCCGACUGAGUCACACACCACAAACAGCCCUGCAGCCGGAACUCUUGGCCAGGAGCGGAUUCCAGCCGUACAGAUCGGACGAGCGGCUGAUGCAUCCGGCGGGCGCCUUUCCCCUGGAGGCCUACUCGCACUUUGCGGGACUGCCGGGGAUUCCCCCAGCAGCUUUUCUGAAUCCCGCUGGACUGCCGUACACGGAGCAGCUGUACCUGGAGCAUCGCUACCAACUGUUCCGUGCCGCCGGCGCCCAUCCCUCGCAUCCGCAUGCGGCCGCACUGUAUCCCCAAAUGGCCUCGCCCUACUCCCACCUCUACUCGAUGAUGCCCGGAGCAGCGUUGGGCAUCUCGCCGGCGAUGCACGACCGGAUGAAGCUGGAAGAGGAGCACAGGGCGCGGCUGGCGCGGGAGGAGGAGCGCGAGCGGGAGAUGCAGCGCGAGAAGGAGCGGGAGCUGCGCGAGCAGCGUGAGAAGGAGCAGCGGGAAAAGGAGCAACGGGAGAAGGAGCAGCGCGAGCGGGAGCGGGAGCAGCGUGAGAAGGAGCAGCGCGAGAAGGAGGCGCGGGAACGCAAACUCCGGGACGAGGAGCGCGAGCGGGAGCGGGAACGCCAGCAGCUGCUGAAUGCCUCGCAUCACUACUCGAAUCAGCUGUACGCCCCACUGAACCGGAAUAUUCUGGGCUCCAUGAUCCCACAUCUCAAUAUGAGUUUGCGCGGACCUCCAGGAGCCCUUCAUGGUCUGCCCGGGAUGUCGCACUACCAUGCUGCGGCGGCGAAUGCCCAGCGGCAGAGUCCGCACGGAGCCAUGGGUCUUAACCUGGGCAUGGCCGGGCUCCCAGGCGUGGGAGUGUCUCCACUCGGCGGCCAUGGGACCAAUCUGCAGCACCACCUGCAGCAGGCGGCCAUGGGCCUGGCUCACCCGGGCGCUGCUGGACUCACGCAUCCUGGUUUCUCGGCCGCUGCCCUCGGACUCAGUGCCCAUCCGCACAGUCUGAACCUCAGCCAUCCGCACAUGUCGCCGCACCAUCCCGCCUCGCUGGCCCACCAGUUGCCACCGCACACCUCCACGGCCGGCGGAGUGGGGAUGAGCAACUCCAUUCCCGUGACAGCUAGCUCCAGCCUAUCUGCAUCUUCGCCGCACACCAGCUUAAACCUGACGGCAGCUGUGAAGCUGAGUGCGGACCAGGUGCCCACCUCGACGCCCAGCGGCGUCAGUGGCAGUGGCAUGCCGCCCACCACCUCCAGCUCCCACAUUCCCAACAUGGGCCACUACUACCACCACGGCCAUCUGGCGGCCAUGCAUGCGGCUGCGGCGGCGGCCAGCGGAAUGACUCCGACGGCUGCCCAUCAGCAGCAGCCCCUUUCGCUGCCCAGCUCGCCCAAGAUCACUCCCCCGAUCACCCCAUCUUCCUCGGCGAACGGCGGCAGAGCAGGCGGUAGCCCCCAUGCCAUGAGGCAUCACAUUGCGGCCGCGGUGGCUGCUGCGGCCCAACAAUCAGCGCUGAUAGACAAGGCAGCCACGCCGGUGACGCAUGAGCCGGCCACCUUGGAUUUGACCGGAUCGAAUUCGAAUUCCAGUAACCAGGCGCCCUCGAACGCCAGCAGUGGUCAGCCGGCGAAUCACGAGGUGAAUGGAGGCGAAUCCAAUGGAGCAUCGCAGGGAGAGAUCAAGGAGCAGGUGGUGGCCAACAAAGAGGAUCCGCUUAAGAGUUCUCCGCCACCAGUGGCGCUAGAAAAGAAGCCCACCACGCCAAAUGCUGCGCCUGGUGACAAACCCAUCCAUCCGGACAGCUCGCCGGAGAACUCCUCCCGGCGAAGUGCCAGCCCCCAGUCGGAGACCAACAACUCGAUGCCGGCGGUCGGUGCCACGGCAGCAGCAUCAGUAAACCUCGGUGUAUUUCAGAUGACAGCAAACCGCAGUUGGGCGGAUUGGGUCGCAGCAACAGCGCGGAGGAGGCCACAGCCUUAUGACACCAACUCUUCAGUAAUUCCAAUAACUAACUAAUGAAAAACUACAGCGAUAUUGGGAUGUACUUGCUGUCGGAGCGGGCUCUUCACCAGCAGCGCAAGCGGAUGCUCGACGAGUUCCUGAAGCUCUAAAGGAAUCCUGGAGAAGGAUGAAACUGCUGGCCAAUGGAAUCACCUUUUAGCCACUAUAAACAAUACAAUGUAAAUUCCAUAACAGAUAUCAGAUAUUUGUUUGUUCUCGGUGUUACAAUCUAACGUUUACCCAACCAGUUGAAUACAAUUCUACCACAAUUAGUCAUUUUGAAUUGGUGUAAAAAUCUUAUAUGCAUAAAAUGUAAAAUAUUGUGACAUAUUCCAAGUAAAUUAAUUACUCUCGAAAGAAACGUUAUUCAUAAGAAUUUUAGAUAUGUACUUGCAUAGACUCUGGAUGUAGUUUUCGUGUGGAAAUGUUCAUGGCCCGAGCAAAAUAAUUCUAGUUGUAAAGUUAGUCUAAAAUUCUGAUAAGAAAUUUAUAUAUACACAACAGAAACAGAAAUUAUACAAAACAUACUGGGUAGCUAUAUUUUAUUCUUAAAUUGCUAAUUGCUAAUAAUUGUGAUUUGGAGAGUACGAAUAAAAACGGAGAACGUAUGAAAAUGUAACUCGAAUACAAAGUGGGGAAAACGGAACUGAAAUUUAGAUAACAAAUCAAAUCAAAAACCUAGAGAGAUAUUCUGGAAUGGAUUAGAAGAGAAGAGCGAAAGGCCGAAAUUAUUUUUCGAAAUUAAACAACUUUUUUAAGCCACCCUUUGGCCCUUAACAAUAUUUUUUUUUUGUGACUUGAAAUAUUUUAUAUGCAAACUUUUCAGAAAACCCAACCAAACACAAGCUAGCAAAUGGAGACGUACUACUAACAAAAGUACUUUGUAUCCACACUAUAAUUGAUGUUUAUAGUAAGUAGUCAAUACCCUAAAAAUCAAGCAAACUCUCAAAGAUAUAGAUCUAGUUUUCAAUCCCGUUUCCAGUCUUACCCCUCUAUCUUGCUCCCAGUUUAUUUUUUGUGUUUGAGAUUGCCUAACAUUUGACGAUACGUGAAGUAAUGGUUUAUAUAUAUUUUAAUGCAUAAAUCUCGAGCAAUCUGUGAUAUUAUAAAAAAAUUAAAAACCAAACCAAAACUCAAAAAAUCAUUGCGUAUGAGCCUCAAGUUAUGGCCAUUUGAGACCCUAUACUAUAGAUUCAACUCGUUUUGAAGCAGGAUAUCCCACAAAGUUGAGGCGUCCUUUUUGAAUAGUUAAAUAUGGACACCGACACGCUUCGACAAUUCCGAACAAAUUCCGCCAUAUGCAAGUCGACUUUUCCUUUUGACAAAACUAUGUGUAUGUAACAGUAAAACUGAAAAUGAAUAUAUUUUAAUAACUAAUCGUAAUAGAUUCUUGAAUGACACACAGAUAACUGAAAUCGAUUGGCGCGCAUAUAGUAACGUAACCACAAAUGCCAUGCGAUAGCUAAUCAACUACUGCAAAAUAGUUUCAAAUACAACCUUAACAAAGAAAACAAAUCGAUCGUAAAUUAAAUGUACUGUAACUCCCCCUCAAUCUUCGUUGUGUGUGUAAACAGAAUACAAAGUGUAAAACAUUAAACUGUAAGCUAACCGAAACGCAAUCGAACCCGAAAACCAAAUACAAAAGUACACGAAUACAAAAGCUACCAAAACAAUAGCAAUAGACAUAAGGAGGAGCGCUCAAGUCUGUUCGAAAAUGUGUCUAGAAGUUCUAAGUGCUUAAGAUCUAAAAUUCAACAGAUUGGCGCUUCUUUCUCAGAUCUUCACACGACCACAGCAAAUAGUUGGGUAUAUAUCAACUCACUUGAGCCAACACAAUCUCGCAAAAAUAAAUAUGUACGAAUGUUCAACCAUGUGGCAAACGAUAUGCGAAACAAAC
This is a messenger RNA of Drosophila rhopaloa, 8169 nucleotides long. It is a transcript of the gene px, whose product is annotated as atrophin-1. The coding region runs from base 462 to 6287 and encodes 1941 amino acids. NCBI's taxonomy places the organism in Eukaryota, Metazoa, Arthropoda, Insecta, Diptera, Drosophilidae. The record is from RefSeq and is a predicted model, not a curated record. The transcript has 14 exons.